CGUGGGCGGGGUGACAUAGAGUAUAUAUAAGUGGAGCGAAAGAAUUAUAUUAAGUACUGUGAUCUUGAUACUGAGGCGCCACCGUCAUGAAGGCGUUGGUGGUACUGAUGUUAUGCGCGGCAGCGGGGGGUGUUGCGGGAAGUGCGGUGGCAUGGCCGGGCGCGGCUGUGGCGCUGACCGCCCCGCUGCUCAACACCGUCGUGCAGCCACAGACUAAGGGCUUUGCUUACUCUACUACACAGUAUAUUAAUGCAUUGCCAGCAUCAUAUACGUACGGAGUACGACCACAAUUCCCGUAUCAUGUUCCGGUAACAGCUUACGCUCCUUUGCCGGGAUUUCCGGCAUACUAUCCGGUAGGGACUGCUUCGUACAUUCCACAGAGUAGCCUGAUUUAUCCCCAGAUUCCACCUAUCGCAACGGGGCAACCACAAAGACCAGUUUCCAGCGCCCCAACAGGUCCUAUAGCACCAAUUGCACCGGGUAUACCACAACAGCCAAGUGUACCACAACAGCCAAGUGUACCACAACAACCAAGUGUGCCACAACAGCCGAGCAAUCCGCCCCCAGAACAGACGGCAGGUGAUGCGGAUACGACAGUAGUCGAAUCAGCGGAAUUCAUCAAUCAGCAACAGGACCAACGAACAUCUAGCCCCGAUGGUCAACCACAGUCACCGACAGCAAACAAUAUUCCCGAUCAACAAUCCCAACCCCAAGUCCCGUCGUACUUGCAAAAUCCACAAAUUUCUCAGUUCGCAUCUUUCCCUCAGUUGCCCCAAGGUUUCCCACAAUUCCCGCAAUUACCGCAGUUCCCGCAACUCCCAUCAUUACCUCAAUUUCCAGGCGCGCAAGAGGGUGUAUCAAUCCCACCGUUUCAACAACAACCAGCUUCGACUCAAGACAACUUACCUUCACAAAAACCUCCACAGCAAUCUGCUCAACCGCAACCACCUUCCUCAUUAGGAGAUUCAUUAUCUCCACAGUUCCCACAGCUGCCUUCGUUUCCACAGUUCCCUCCCUCUCAGGGUGACUUGCCUCAAUUACCACAGCUACCGUCUCUACCCCAAUUUCCUCCUUCACAAGGAGGGACACCACAACUUCCACAAUUGCCAUCACUUCCACAGUUCCCUCCUUCACAAGGGGGCUCACCCCAAUUUCCGCAAUUACCAAAUCUCCCUCAAUUCCCCCCAAGCCAAGGCGGUUCAUUUCUUCCCGGUUUUCCCUCAGCUGAUAACUCCAACAAAGGUUUAAAUGACGAAGACACUAUAUCAGUUGAAUCCGCCAAGUAAAUUCUUAUACACAAUAUUAGACAUAUAUGGUAGAUAGUGUUCAUGAGUGAAAAUAUUACUAAGGUUAUUUAAUAAUUUGAAAAAAAAAAAACGAUAGUUAUAAUUUUCCAUUUGCAAAAAGAUUCAGGGUUUUAUUGCCAAGCGGAACGAUGAAAAGACUGGAUUUAUCGUAAUAAAAAUAGAAACCACUAUUUAAACAUAAUUUGUAUUUGUAAUAGAAGUUACAAGUUAAUAUUGUACCAUUUCCCCAGAAAUAUUAAAU
Molecule: messenger RNA, 1548 nt
Organism: Papilio machaon (common yellow swallowtail)
Lineage: Eukaryota; Metazoa; Arthropoda; Insecta; Lepidoptera; Papilionidae
Product: basic salivary proline-rich protein 2
Exons: 3
Coding region: 87-1286 (399 amino acids)
Source: RefSeq, a predicted model, not a curated record